UUUUAUUUUUCAAAAAUUUGGCACAAACUUCUAUUUCACCAACUUUGGUACCACAAGUCCACAAGGAAGCUUCCCUAGUUCCCUUUAUAUAUAUAACACUAACCUUAUGUUACUUCAUCAAUCAAAAUACAUAAGUUAUUCAUCACUUGUUCAGUUUUUUGGGAGAGGAAGUGAGGAACUAAUACAUACAUACACACACAAUGAGUAGCUCAGCUAGAAAGACUUGGAUUGUGGCUGCUAGUAUUGGAGUUGUGGAGGCUUUGAAGGACCAAGGAGUGUGCAGGUGGAACUAUGCUCUUAGAAAUGUUCAACAACAUGUGAAGAGCCAUGUCAGAUCGUUUUCACAGCCAAAGCAGCAGUUUUCUUCUUCUUCUUCUUCUUCUUCUUCUUCUUCUUCUUCUUCUUCUUCUUCUGCUGCUGCUGCUGCUAUGGUCUCCACUACUACAGUACUCAAGAGGUCCCAGAAAGCUAAGCAAUCAGAGGAAUCAUUAAGAACAGUCAUGUACUUAUCUUGUUGGGGCCCUAACUAAAUGUUAGUAAUGAGAUCCGUUUGGGACAAUAAAGCAAUUUUUCAUCUUUGAUGCUACUAGCUAGGCCAUGAACAGAAGUUAUGGCUUAAUUAGAAUGAGAUUUCUGUCUCUGCUUGCUCUAUCAAGCUUUGUACAAAUUGAUUAUUAUUGUAUAGUCUAUGAAAUGAAAUGGUGUUACAUGAUUGCUACAAUGAAUUGCAGUUUCAUAU
Arachis ipaensis is the source of this 739-nucleotide messenger RNA. RefSeq lists its product as uncharacterized. Lineage: Eukaryota; Viridiplantae; Streptophyta; Magnoliopsida; Fabales; Fabaceae. The record is from RefSeq and is a predicted model, not a curated record.